GACAAGGAUUUGGGCAGAGGGUUCAAGAAAAUUCAGGUUUGGGAAUAAAACCGCUAAAACCCCGCCCCACUCUCCCCGCCGGCGACGAGCAGAACCGAGAAUGGCGGACUCCGACGACGCUCCGACCUCCAUGUUCUCCCAGAGCCACCGCUCCCGCCUCCCCGACGACACCGUCUUCUACUCCAUCUUCCCCGACUCCGCCCUCUCCUCCUCUCCCUCCCCCUCCGACCUCCAAUCCCUCCACCUCCAAAUCCUCUCCUCCGUCUCCUCCUUCACCUCGUCCUACCUCUGGCAACACCAGCCCUUCUCUCUCUCCCUCUCCUCCCCGUCUCCUCCGCCGUCCUGCCCCUGCUCCUCCGCCCCCCUCCCCCUCCACCUCCACGGCAGGCUCCGCUACGGCGACAACCUCGACGACGAGUGGUUCGCCGUCUUCCUCCUGUUCCACAUCUCCCGCGUGUUCCCCGACCUCUCGGUCCGCGUCUGGGACACCGACGGCGAGUUCCUCCUCAUCGAGGCUGCCUUCCACCUCCCCCGCUGGCUCAACCCGGAGACUAGCCUCAACCGCGUCUUCAUCCGGCGCGGCGACCUCCACAUCGUCCCUCGCGACAAGAUCGCGUCCCCGUCGAUCGUCGAUGCAUUGAAGUUUUUGGUCGGCAACGAGGACCAGUCGCGCGCCGGGGAGGCGGUGCAGAACGCGGUGAAGGCCCGGAUUGCGGGGUACCCUGAGCAGGCGAGGAGGAAUAUGCACAGGGUUAGGGUUAGGGUUCCGGUGUCGGUCGCGCAGGUCCUGAGGCACGAGCCCUGCCUGAUUUCGCUCGCUGUGGAAGGGUUUUACGACAGGGAUAUCGACUCUAUGAAGUAUGCGGCGAGGAUGGAGAGAUUCUUGACUAAGGGGAAGGAGGAGGAGCUUGUGCCCGUGGUGGUCACCUUGUCAAGGGCAAUGUAUGCACAACUGGUACAGCAGACGUUUCAGGCCCCGAAAUGUUAUCCAAUGCCGAGCAGGAGCGACCCCAGGGCAUAUAUGGAAGCUGAAUUGGGGAUGAAGAUCGCUUGUGGUUUUGAGAUGAUGUAUCAGAUGAGGCGAAGAGAGGGAUUGGAAGGGAAAGGAAGCACGUGGGAGGCAUAUAGAGAGAGCUUGGAGAGGAGUGGAUACUUGGAAGGGUUGCUUCCAGGUUCGAAGGAAUAUAGGAGGUUGAUGGAGAAGGCAGAGGAGUAUUACAAGAAUAGUUCCUUGUUCUCGAAGGCUAGUGAAAUGAUGAGCUCUCCAGUCAGAUGCAUAGAUGAGAUUCUUGCAUUACCUCACUCAACGGAUGAUUUUAGGAACCAGGAAGUCCCUCCCUCUGAUGAUGACUCUUGGCUAUAUGCUGGUGAGGAUGAAUUGAACUCCGCACUUCUGGAAAGACAGAAGGAGAUGGAACUUUAUGAUGCUAUGCAUGGGAAAAAGAAGAAGCCAAAAGAGCCAUCAGAGACUGGUCCAUCGAACCACAGCAAUGAUGAGUGUGAUCUCAGUAAUAUAGCCAAGACCAUGGAGGCAUUCGUCCAUAAGGUGUCAAGCUACAAGGGAGCGGAAGUUCCUGAUCAAAGGGAUACGGUAGACCUCGAUGUGGAUCGUUUUUUUAAGGACAUGGAAUCUGUACUUGGGUGCCAUGAAACUGAAGUUUCUUCUCCAGAUGGAGAUGCUGGGGAAGGGUCCUCCUCAGACAUGGAUUUCGAUGAAUCUGAAGACGCAACUGAUGAUGAAGAUAAGGAGGAUCCGUUCACGGAUUCUUAUUCGGAUGCUCUAAAUCAGGAAUUAAAGAGCAGCACACUUACUAAAAGUUUUGUUCGUGCAAAUGAGGAACCUUCAAAAACAAAUCAGGGAGCAUCAUCGAGUUCCACCCAAGUCAUGGAUGAGGAUUUUUCUCCGGUCGACGUGGACGUGAACCUGGUGAAGAGCUUGCUCAAUUCAUUCUCCUCUCAGGAGGGACUUCCUGGACCCGCUUCGAAUUUGCUUGGUCUCAUGGGGCUCCGCCUCCCUCAGGACGGCAGCAAGGGGAAGUAGUCUCUCUAGCCUCUUUCAGUUUCAUCAUGAUGCAGAGGUACUCACUGUAAAUGUGUCGGUCUUUCGGCGCCUCCAUAUGUCGGAGGCUGCACAUAACAAUCUUAGAGGAGGGUCUGUGUUUUCCGGUUAUCAUGUCGAGGUCGCUUCCGGAAUUGGAGGAUAUAUUAUAGACUAAUAUCAUCCAAAGGGCAUGUUGAGAUAGAUUGUGGCUGAUGAUUCUAAUGAACAAGAAUGGAAGAA
Rhodamnia argentea is the source of this 2281-nucleotide messenger RNA. RefSeq names its product protein ecdysoneless homolog. Gene Ontology annotation, cellular component: nucleus. The coding region runs from base 101 to 2041 and encodes 646 amino acids. The transcript has 5 exons. The record is from RefSeq and is a predicted model, not a curated record. Lineage: Eukaryota; Viridiplantae; Streptophyta; Magnoliopsida; Myrtales; Myrtaceae.